AUGGUCUUUUACUCUCAAAAUCCAGAGAUCAACGUUCUCAGUACCGACUAUGGUCUCCAACAAGGCGAAGUUGUUGUCAUUUUCAGCAAAAACUCUAUCUGGUAUCCGGUAGCAACGUUGGCUACAAUUAGAAUCGGAGCCAUUGCUUGUGGCGUGUCACCAGAAUACAAUGCCGAAGAGCUCUCAUUCAGCCUGAGAGUUAGCAAGGCGAAGUUUAUAUUGACGGAAAUUCAGUCGCUUGACCACGUUUGCGCCGCAGCGGAGAGCUGCCAAAUCCCCAGCAGGAACGUCAUGCUCAUGGGCGGAAAGCGGGCUGGUGUGACGAGCUUGGAGGACCUGUUGAGCAGAGGCAAGGCUCGAGCCGACUCUCUGGUAUUGCCAUAUAAGAUUCCGCAGAACAUGACAAACCGCGAUGUGUGUGCCUGCCUUUGUUUCAGUAGUGGCACCACGGGGCUUCCAAAGGCAGUCAUGAUAUCUCACGCCAACAUCAUUGCGCAAUGUCUUCAAAUUCAGCAAAUUACACCGCCUGAUCACAAUAAGAUCCUGGCAGCGCUCCCGUUUUAUCACAUCACUGGCAUUGUUCAUCAGCUCCAUCUCCCGAUAGCCCUCAAGGCCCAGGUCUACAUUCUUUCAAAGUUCACACUAGACUCGCUUUUACGAACUGUAGCAGACAACAAGAUCAAGGAGCUUCUCAUUGUACCACCAAUUCUCAUUCGCCUUGUUCGCGAAGACUCGAUCGUGUCUAAAUACGAUCUGUCGCACGUGACCCGGUUCUCCUCAGGGGCUGCACCUCUCUCACGCGAGAUACUCGACCUUCUUGAAAAGAAGUUCCCCAAUACCGGCUUCAAACAGGGCUAUGGCAUGUCAGAAUCAUGCUCGGCCAUCACGUCACACCCGCCAGACAAAUAUGCAUACAAGUACGCCGACAAGGUCGGCAUCCUAGUGGCAUCGACACAGGUCAAGAUCGUGGAUCCUGACACUGGUCGCGAGUGCGGAGUUGGUGAGGCUGGCGAAAUAUGGGCUAAAGGGCCGCAAAUAGCUAUGGGAUAUUUGGACAAUCCGCGCUCGACAGCGGAAACGUUUGACACGGACGGGUUUCUGCACACUGGAGACAUUGGAAAAUUUGACUCCGAAGGUCUGCUCUCGAUAACGGACAGAAUGAAAGAGAUGAUCAAAGUCAAGGGGAUCGGUGUUGCGCCGGCAGAACUUGAGAAUGUCUUGUUGGGACACCCCAUCGUGCACGACGUUGCGAUCUGCGGGAUUCCCGAUGAUCGCGCGGGGGAGAGACCGAAAGCCUAUGUUGUCCUGAAAGAGUCAUUCAAUGAAGGCUAG
Molecule: messenger RNA, 1332 nt
Organism: Phaeoacremonium minimum UCRPA7
Lineage: Eukaryota; Fungi; Ascomycota; Sordariomycetes; Togniniales; Togniniaceae
Product: putative 4-coumarate- ligase 2 protein
Exons: 3
Coding region: 1-1332 (443 amino acids)
Molecular function (GO): CoA-ligase activity
Source: RefSeq, a predicted model, not a curated record